UUAUUCUAUCCUUAUCGGCAGAUAAGUUGCCGUGCUGUUUGCUGUGGGUAUACAGCUGCUUGUAUAUAAAUCCGGAGAAGCCCUCAGCAGGAAGAGAAACAGCUACAUAUCAGGUUCAUCCUGCAGCCCCUCUGCUGAACAUCCCUUCCUCUUUACUAGAGCAGCUAGUAAUAAUGGCUCAGCUUUUGUUUUGCUUCCUGUUAACCUUUGCAGGACUGGGGCAAUUUCCAUCUGAAGCAACAGCAUCAGGAGCAUCGUUGUUCAACUGGAGGUUUCUGUCGGUCAAUGGUUUCUCCUGGUCCAACUGUGAUGGAGAAAGCCUUCCUGGAAAAAUCAAAAGCCUAUCUGUUAGUCCCGACCCUAUUAAUAUCCCAGGGGACCUGACUGUUUCUACAGUUCUUGAAACUAAAGUACCAUUGACUUCUCCAGUAAAGGUCAUCAUCACUGCCGAAAAGGAGCUAUUGGGUGAAUGGAUGAAGGUUCCCUGCAUUGACAACGUUGGGAGCUGCACCUAUGACAAUGUCUGUGAGCUGAUUGAUACCAUAUUUCCACCAGGGCAACAAUGUCCAGAGCCUCUGCGUACCUAUGGCCUUCCCUGCCACUGUCCCUUUAAAGAGGGUGUUUAUUCUCUCCCUGACACCACCUUGACUUUACCUGAUGUGGAUUUGCCAGCUUGGCUUGCCAAUGGUAAUUACCGUGUCACUGGAGUCCUAAUAGCAGACAACAAGGAGAUUGGCUGCGGCAAAUUCACAUUCUCCCUGGACUCCUCAUCCUGGUGGUUUUAAAGACAACUGGCACUUUUGUGGAGAAAAGAAAAAAAAA
Molecule: messenger RNA, 822 nt
Organism: Xenopus tropicalis (tropical clawed frog)
Lineage: Eukaryota; Metazoa; Chordata; Amphibia; Anura; Pipidae
Gene: gm2a
Product: GM2 ganglioside activator
Exons: 4
Coding region: 174-785 (203 amino acids)
Biological process (GO): ganglioside catabolic process
Molecular function (GO): enzyme activator activity
Source: RefSeq, marked provisional